AAAUGGCUUGAUUGCCUGAAGAGUUCCUCGGUUUCCCUCCCUCGUUCCACCAUCGUCAAUUGACCAAUAUUCCCCGUUUGGCUCUGCAAUGAAGCACCACACUUCGUCGUCUCUGGCAGUCUACCUGCAGCUGGCUUUAAGUGUCUCCCUUGCGUUAUCACACGGACUAAACUCUUCUGAAGAUGGCUGCCUUUCGUCGGCGUUUCAAGCAGUUGGAAUUGAUCCGCAAAGAGCUUCCCGGACUGAGCAAGCCUUCUCGUAUCUCGGAAUUCAAGUGCAAGGUAUCUCGCAGUCGCUGCUGACAGCAGCAGCAGGUACGUUGUCGGUGAUGGAACGGAAUGCCAUUCACACGUGUCUGAAUCCCGGCAGCCAAGCAAGCCAAUGCAAUGGCCAUGAAAUCUGCAGUGGCAAUGGACAGUGUGUGUUGCAGAGUGGCAGGUACGCAUGUCAGUGUAGCUCACCUGCCUACACUGGACACCACUGUCAGACAGAGGUCGGCUACUGUGCGUCCAACCCAUGCCUGAACGGAGCAACGUGUGUUAACGGCACCACCAAGGCUGUCUGCCGGUGCAACGUCGGGUAUUCUGGAGACACGUGCGAGGAACAGUGGCUAUCUAAACGGAACUUCUAUGCACCGUGGGAGACUUACAAAAGGGAGAUGAAUGCCAAGAUAGAUUCACUGACACAACUCGUUCAGCAGGCUAUUGGUACUGGAUGUCAGCCGAGUACGCCCAGGCGUGAGAGGCGGUACAAGCUCUUCCGGACGAUGAUGACAUGGGAUGCCGCCAAGGCGCUUUGCGAAACGGAUGGGGGAAGCUUGGCACAGGUACGAAAUCAGACGGAACUGGCGGCAGUGAUGGAUGCGGCGGACUUGAGUGCUGGAGGAUACUGUUGGAUCGGUGGAGAGGACAAGAACGGAGAUGGCGUAUGGCAUUGGACAAACGGCGACCGCAUUACCUUCGAAAACUGGAACGGGAGCGAGCCCAACGGCAUUGGACCUGACCACUGCAUGAUGCUCAUUCUUCAUGGCCGGGGCCAAACUGGAAAGUUCAAUGAUGGACGCUGCAAUAGUGCUCAUAAUCAUAGUAGGGUUGUUUGUCAGUAUGAUUAGCACACUGAUAGCAUACAGGAGAGCAGGCUCCGGCUGAUUAUGCUCGCGAAAUCAUGGAAUUAUGCUUUCAUGGAUGCUCGCAUUACGCUCGCGAAAUCCUCAUAAUGCAUUGUCAUACGGCCCGGGAUACUUAUUCACUUCCUUGUACUUAUGGAGCCUCAAGGUUCGGAAAAUUGUGCGUUUCUCGUACAUGUACUUGCAAGUGGCCAUAACUUGGCAUAAGUAUAACAAAAUGCAUGAGUAUCCCCACACCAAGGUGUCCAAGCAUGCUAGAGAUCAACAUAAGAAAGAGAAAUCAUUACUUCUUCUAUUCUAUUCUAUUCCUCUAUUCUAUUCUUAUAUUCAUUACAUGUACUCAAUAACGGAACUGCAACCCCAACACUGGCAACGAAACGCCUGCAGAAUGUUGAACGGUUUGCCUUGUUCGUCCUGUCAAUGUGUCAUGCAAGUAAUGUCUUUUUCCGAACGUUCGAACCUUUUUGCAAAUCGUCUACAGAAUUCCCAAACUCCAAACGUCUGUUUUUUUGUUUGUUUGUUUGUUUUUUGCUAUGUUCAUAUACCCAACUCGUAAAAUAAUAAUGAAAGACAAUGGUACUGAGACAAGGA
Molecule: messenger RNA, 1717 nt
Organism: Sycon ciliatum
Lineage: Eukaryota; Metazoa; Porifera; Calcarea; Leucosolenida; Sycettidae
Product: versican core protein-like
Exons: 1
Coding region: 89-1111 (340 amino acids)
Molecular function (GO): calcium ion binding
Source: RefSeq, a predicted model, not a curated record